Molecule: messenger RNA, 4503 nt
Organism: Lycium barbarum (goji berry)
Lineage: Eukaryota; Viridiplantae; Streptophyta; Magnoliopsida; Solanales; Solanaceae
Product: LRR receptor-like serine/threonine-protein kinase GSO1
Exons: 2
Coding region: 431-4222 (1263 amino acids)
Biological process (GO): protein phosphorylation; hormone-mediated signaling pathway
Cellular component (GO): plasma membrane
Molecular function (GO): protein binding; protein kinase activity; ATP binding
Source: RefSeq, a predicted model, not a curated record
UCUCCUCCUCUCUCUUAACCUCUUUGUGAAUGGAGCAGCAGUUCGGUGAGCAUUAAUGGAAUAGUUGUGGUCAACUGCAGAGAGAGAGUAGCUGUAGCUUUUCCCUCCUUAUCUCUUGUUGUUAUUACUCCAUCCGCACCCAUUUCAAGAUUUCCUUCAUUAAGACUUGCAAAUACCCAAAUACAGCACUAAAGCUUAAAGUUCAUUUAACGUAGAGUCCAAGAACCAUGGCUGCUGCAUGCACUGGUUCUAAAACCGCGCGUCUUCUCCUUAAAUACCCACAACAAAACAUCAUUCCUAGCAGAACCAAUAAGUGAAAAAAGUCAAACGUUUCCUGCUGCUAAUUUAUUUAGUCCUGUUGUUUGCUUUCCCUAUCUUUCUCUUCAUAUAUUCGACCGUGUCUCAGUUCAUAUCUCUGCAAUCACAGAUCAUGAGGAUGCUUAAAGGAUUUUUCUUAGUUUUGUUUGCUGUAACAUUACUUCUUUUAUGUUCAAGUGGUUAUGUGUUUUGCAAGAAUGAAACAGUAUCAUCAUCACCAACAACACUGAAGAUUCUUUUGGAGAUAAAGAAAUCAUUUGUUGAUGACCCAAGUAAUGUUUUGAGAGAUUGGUCAGAGGAUAAUCCAAAUUUCUGCAAAUGGAGAGGUGUUUCAUGUACAAGAAACUCACUACAAGUUGUAAGCCUAAACCUUUCUGGCUCUUCACUUAGUGGGUCAAUUUCACCUUCUAUUGGCUUCUUGCAUGACCUGCUCCAACUUGAUCUUUCUUCUAAUAUCCUCUCAGGUCCCAUUCCACCAACUCUUUCUAACCUUUCUUCUUUGGAAUCUCUCCUACUUUUUUCCAACCAACUCACUGGCCCCAUUCCCUCUGAAAUUGGUUUGCUGAAAAAUCUCCAAGUUCUCAGAAUUGGAGAUAAUGGCCUAACAGGAUCAAUUCCAAAUACUUUUGGUAAUCUUGAAAAUUUGGUCACUCUUGGCUUGGCCUCAUGCAGCAUGAGUGGUAUGAUUCCUCUUGAAUUAGGAAAACUCAGCCUGCUUGAGAACUUGAAUUUGCAGGAGAAUCAACUGGAAGGUCCAAUUCCAGCUGAGAUUGGCAACUGCUUUAGCCUUGUUGCAUUCAGUAUUGCACUCAACAAUCUCAAUGGAUCAAUCCCUGAAGAAUUAGCUAACCUUAGAAACCUCCAAGUUCUCAAUUUUGCUAAUAAUAGCCUUUCCGGACAGAUUCCUAGUCAGCUUGUCGAAAUGAACCAGCUGCAGUAUCUCAACUUGCUUGGUAAUCAGCUGGAAGGUCCGAUUCCCAAGUCCUUGGCAAAGUUGAGCAACCUUCAGAAAUUAGACUUGUCUGGAAAUAGGCUUACUGGUGAAAUUCCUGGAGAAUUUGGCAACAUGGGUCAGCUACAAUUCUUGGUUCUGACAAGCAAUAAUCUUUCUGGUAGCAUACCAAAAACGAUUUGUUCCAAUGCAAGCAGCUUGGAACACUUGAUGCUUUCUGAAAACCAACUUUCUGGUGAGAUCCCUGUGGAAUUGAGAGAAUGCAUUUCACUGAAGCAGCUCGAUUUGUCUAACAACACGCUCAAUGGUUCGAUACCAGUAGAACUGUACGAGUUGGUUGAGUUGACUGAUCUCCUCCUUAACAACAACACUUUGGUUGGUUCACUUUCUCCAUUGAUCGCAAACCUCACCAAUCUCCAAACAUUGGCAUUGUCUCACAAUAAUUUACGUGGCAAUAUACCGAAAGAGAUUGGGAUGCUUGGAAAUCUUGAGAUCCUCUUUUUAUAUGAGAAUCAGUUAUCUGGAGAUAUCCCUAUGGAGAUAGGUAACUGCUCUAGCUUGCAGAUGAUCGAUUUUUAUGGAAAUGCAUUCACAGGCCACAUUCCCAUCACAAUUGGAAGGCUGAAGCAGCUGAAUUUCAUUGAUCUUAGACAGAAUGAUCUCUCUGGUGAGAUUCCUGCAAGCUUGGGGAACUGUCACCAACUGAAGAUCCUUGAUUUGGCAGAUAAUCGCUUAUCUGGUAGCAUUCCUGCGACGUUUGGUUAUCUUCGAGCUCUGGAGCAGCUUAUGCUUUAUAACAACUCGUUCAAAGGUAAUCUUCCAGAUGAACUGAUCAAUGUUUCAAACCUGACAAGAAUAAAUCUUUCUCAUAACAAACUGAGUGGUAGUUUAGCUGCCCUGUGCAGUUCAACAUCUUUUCUUUCUUUUGAUGUAACAAAUAAUGCAUUUGAUCAUGAGGUUCCACCCCAUCUGGGAUAUUCACCAUUUCUUGAAAGGUUAAGGCUAGGAAACAACCGUUUCACUGGAAAAAUCCCUUGGACAUUGGGGUUAAUCCGUGAACUAUCCCUGCUAGAUCUCUCUGGAAAUGAAUUGACAGGUCCAAUACCUCCACAGCUUUCUCUGUGCAGAAAGCUCACCCAUCUGGAUCUCAAUAACAACCUUCUUUAUGGAUCCAUUCCUACUUGGCUUGGAAAUUUACCACUCUUGGGCGAGCUCAAGCUUUCCUCAAAUAAGUUCUCAGGACCUCUUCCUCGAGAAUUGUUUAACUGCUCAAAGCUUUUGGUGCUGUCUCUAGAAGAUAACUCACUGAAUGGAACUCUACGACUUGAAAUUGGUAAACUAAAGUCUCUAAAUGUCCUAAAUCUUGACAGAAAUGAGCUCUCUGGUCCCAUUCCAUCUACCAUCGGCAACCUAAGCAAGCUCUACAUGCUCCGGCUCUCGGGAAACACCUUCACAGGUGAAAUACCCAGUGAGCUUGGACAACUCCAGAAUCUACAAAGCAUACUGGAUUUAAGUUUCAACAGCAUCACUGGUAAAAUUCCUCCUUCUGUUGGGACACUCACUAAACUUGAAGCACUUGAUCUAUCUCAUAACCAGCUCACUGGAGAAGUUCCUCCUCAAGUUGGUGAAAUGAGCAGCCUGGGAAAGCUUAACCUUUCCUACAACAAUCUUCAGGGCAAAUUGUACAAACAGUAUGCACAUUGGCCAGCUGAUGCAUUCACUGGGAAUCCACAUCUUUGUGGAAGUCCUCUGCAAAAUUGCCAAGACUCGAGGUCCAAAAAUCAGGAUCCACCAGGACUAAGUAACUCAACAGUGGUAAUCAUUUCAGUGAUAUCAACUACAGUGGCAAUCAUACUUAUGUUGCUUGGAGCUACCCUCUUUUUCAAGCAAAGGCGGGAAGCCUUCAGAAGAGGAAUUGAAGUAAAUAGUGCUUACUCUUCCAGCUCUUCCCAGGGACAAAAGAGACCACUUUUUGCAAGAGCGGGUGCCAAGCGUGAUAUCAGGUGGGAUGACAUCAUGGAAGCAACAAAUAAUCUAAGCGAUGACUUCAUAAUCGGAUCUGGUGGGUCUGGAACUGUCUAUAAAGCUGAGUUGUUUAAUGGAGAGAUAGUGGCAAUCAAGAGAAUACCAAGCAAGGAUGAUCUGUUGCUGGACAAAAGCUUUGCAAGAGAAAUCAAGACACUUUGGAGGAUAAGGCACAGGCACUUGGUGAGGCUACUGGGGUACUGUAAUAAUAGAGGAGAAGGUUCAAACGUAUUGAUUUAUGAGUACAUGGAGAAUGGAAGUGUGUGGGAUUGGCUGCACAAGCAGCCGGCUAAUAACAACAGGAAGAGUUGCCUCGACUGGCAGGCAAGGCUGAGGAUAGCUGUGGGAUUGAUACAAGGGGUUGAGUACCUUCACCAUGAUUGUGUGCCUAAGAUCAUUCACAGGGAUAUCAAAUCCAGCAAUAUUCUGCUGGACUCUAACAUGGAGGCGCAUUUGGGGGAUUUUGGGCUGGCCAAAGCCAUUCACGAUAAUUAUGAUUCCUACAACACUGAAUCAAAUUUGUGGUUUGCUGGUUCCUAUGGUUAUAUUGCUCCAGAGUAUGCUUAUUCUUUGAAGGCAACAGAGAAGAGUGAUGUUUAUAGCAUGGGUAUUGUACUCAUGGAGCUUGUGAGUGGAAGGAUGCCAACUGAUGGGAGUUUUGGAGAAGACAUGGACAUGGUGAGGUGGGUUGAGUCGCGUAUUGAAAUGUCUGAAACUGCUAGGGAAGAGCUCAUUGAUCCUGUAUUGAAACCAUUGUUACCCAAUGAAAAAAGUGCUGCACUUCAGGUGCUGGAAAUAGCACUGGAAUGUACCAAAACUGCACCUGCAGAAAGGCCAUCUUCCCGCAAAGUUUGUGAUCUAUUGCUACAUGCAUAUAAUGACAAGGUGGUUCAUUCUGAUAAGCUGAGUCCAGACAAUUACGUUUAGCCAAGGAAAUUUCUUAAGGUUUGCAAGAUCAGAGAAGAUCUAUCUUUGUGAAAAAUUGAAUAUGUAAAAGCAUUGUUUCGGGCUAGGUUUAUUGAGUUCACUGUUAUUUGUUGCUAGUCUAAUGCCUUAAAACAUUUUUGGUACAGUUGAUGGGAAUAAUACUCUGACAAAUGUCUUAAUGUCAGAAGCAAGAAAACAUCCAUCGAUUAACAUAAUGUUAAUCAUAAACAAGAACUUUAACCGGUUCUUAUCAAUGGUCUGCCGCCAACAUACUUAUCCCG